Molecule: messenger RNA, 4053 nt
Organism: Myxocyprinus asiaticus (Chinese sucker)
Lineage: Eukaryota; Metazoa; Chordata; Actinopteri; Cypriniformes; Catostomidae
Product: staphylococcal nuclease domain-containing protein 1-like
Exons: 24
Coding region: 452-3196 (914 amino acids)
Biological process (GO): regulatory ncRNA-mediated gene silencing; mRNA catabolic process
Cellular component (GO): nucleus; cytosol; RISC complex
Molecular function (GO): nuclease activity; RNA binding
Source: RefSeq, a predicted model, not a curated record
AACUAACGGGAGCGUUGCAGUUUUGUUUCCUUAAACGUCAUCUUCCGAAUAUCUGGCAAUGGAAUGCAUUUAUGGUCGGUGAUCGGAGAUAUCAAGUAGAAAUAUCCCACAUCAGGUUUGAAUGGAACGCAGCAUUAGUGCACAAGCUUUUUUCAAAUCUGUGCUGACGUGUCGCACCUCCCCGCGUACCGGAUGUCAUCACUCCCGUUCUGACGUCACCCCCAAAUCGCCCGAUUCAACGCGCGAGUGUGACGCUCUGACCGGGGAAGUGCAACAUUUCGACGUGUAUAUUCCCCACGCCGUGCUUCCGGUUAAGCAAAGCGUGAUCAGCCGUGCUCAGUGUCUCUUCCCUUCUUUGGCUCACAGUAGAGGCAUCUCAUAGGACUCUGCCGGCUCCUUUACCUCUCUCUCUCUCUCUUCCCUCCCCGAUCGGAAUAAUCAUCCAGCGGACAUGGCCUCUGCAGUACCGGCACAGGUUCAGUCCAACCAGACUUCAGCUCCGCAGCUGCAGAGAGGAAUAGUGAAGAUGGUGCUGUCUGGUUGCGCUGUCAUCGUGAGGGGCCAGCCACGAGGAGGCCCCCCUCCAGAACGGCAGAUCAACCUGAGCAACAUCCGCGUUGGAGCUCUCGCCCGACGUGCAAUUCAGGGCCAACCAGACACUAAGGACACACCAGAUGAGCCAUGGGCUUUCCAGGCACGAGAGUUUCUGCGUAAGAAGGUCAUUGGCAAAGAAGUCUGUUUCACCGUGGGGAAUUUACCCCGUCAAAGCAGAGAAUAUGGCAUGGUGUACCUGGGAAAAGACACAUCAGGUGAAAAUAUCGCAGAGUCCCUGGUGGUCGAGGGUCUCGCUACAGUGCGCAGAGAGGCCAUCAGAGGAAACAAUCCAAACCAGGUGAGGCUGUGUGAUUUGGAGGACCAAGCAAAGUCUGCAAAAAAGGGUCUCUGGUCUGAGGGUGGAGGUUCACACACCAUUCGAGAUUUGAAGUAUACAAUCGAGAACCCUCGCAAUUUUGUAGACUCACUCCACCAGAAACCAGUCAAUGCCAUUAUUGAGCAUGUUCGUGACGGGUGCAUGGUUCGAGCCCUUCUGCUACCUGACUACUACCUGGUGACAGUCAUGCUGUCUGGAGUCAAGUGUCCUACAUUUAAACGGGAGGCAGAUGGCAGUGAGAGCCCUGAGCCCUUCGCAGCAGAGGCAAAGUUCUUCACGGAGUCGCGGCUUCUUCAGAGAGACGUUCAGAUCAUUCUGGAGUCCUGCCCUAACCAGGUCAUCUUGGGCACCAUCCUGCACCCGAACGGGAACAUCACAGAGUUGCUUUUGAAGGAGGGCUUUGCGCGUUGUGUGGACUGGUCUAUGGCUGUGUACACUCAGGGUGCUGAGAAACUCAGAGCCGCGGAACGAUCAGCGAAAGAGCGUAAAGUAAGAAUCUGGAAGGAUUAUGUUGCUCCAACAGCCAAUCUGGACCAGAAGGACAGACAGUUUGUAGCCAAGGUGAUGCAAGUCGUGAAUGCAGAUGCCAUCAUGGUCAAGAUGAACUCUGGGGAGUAUAAGACCAUCCACCUGUCCAGCAUCAGGCCCCCAAGGCUCGAAGGCGAGGAGAAGAGCAAGGACAAAGACAAGCGUUUCCGUCCACUCUACGACAUUCCUUACAUGUUUGAGGCACGCGAAUUCUUGCGAAAGAAGCUCAUUGGGAAGAAGGUUAAUGUCACAGUCGAUUAUAUCAGAGCAGCCACCAGUGCCAUGGAAACGGGUAGCGUCCCUGCAUUCCCAGAGCGUACCUGUGCUACAGUCUCCAUUGGAGGAAUAAACAUCGCCGAGGCUCUGGUCAGUAAAGGUCUUGCCACAGUGAUCAGAUAUCGCCAGGACGAUGAUCAAAGAUCUUCCCAUUAUGAUGAGCUCCUGGCAGCAGAGGCAAGGGCAAUCAAGAAUGGCAAAGGACUACACAGCAAGAAAGAGGUGCCCAUUCACAGAGUGGCGGAUAUUUCAGGGGAGACACAGAAAGCCAAACAGUUCUUGCCGUUCUUGCAGAGAGCGGGCCGCUCUGAAGCUGUGGUGGAGUAUGUGUUCAGUGGCUCUAGACUCAAGCUCUACAUGCCCAAAGAGACCUGUCUCAUCACCUUCCUGCUUGCUGGUAUCGAGUGUCCCCGAGGGUCUCGAAACAUGCCAGGUGGGAUGCAGGUGGCAGAACCUUACAGUGAGGAAGCCACAAUGUUCACCAAAGAGCUGGUUCUUCAGAGAGAGGUGGAAGUGGAGGUGGAGAGCAUGGAUAAGGCAGGGAACUUCAUUGGCUGGCUUCACAUCGAGGGCAUGAAUCUGUCAGUGGCUCUGGUUGAGAAUGCCUUGUCUAAGGUCCACUUCACUGCAGAGCGAAGCUCCUACUAUAAGACUCUGCUGUCUGGGGAGGAGGCCGCCAGACAGAGGAAAGAAAAGAUCUGGGCCAAUUACGAAGAGAAGCCAAAAGAAGAGGUGGCUCAGCACACAGAGGAGAAGGAACGCGUGGCCAAAUACAGACUAGUCUAUGUCACAGAGAUCACAGAUGGACUGCACUUCUUCGUGCAGGAUGUCGAGACUGGUACUCAACUGGAGAACCUUAUGGAGAGCAUGCGAGGAGAGAUUGCCGCCCAGCCUCCAGUAGAAGGAUCCUAUGCCCCCUGCAGAGGAGAUUUCUGUAUUGCCAAGUUUGCUGAUGGAGAAUGGUACAGAGCACGUGUUGAGAAGAUUGAAUCCCCAGCAAAAGUUCAUGUGUUCUACAUCGACUAUGGAAAUAGAGAGAUAUUAUCCUCCACACGGCUUGCAGCUCUCUCUCUGGCCUUCAGCACGCGUACACUUCCUCCACAGGCUACAGAGUACACAUUCGCCUACAUUCAAGUCCCACAAGAUGAGGACGCACGGACUGAUGCCGUGGACAGUGUGGUCAGGGACAUUCAGAACGCACAGUGUCUGCUGAAUGUGGAGUACAGUGGAGCAGUCUGUCCGCAUGUCACACUGCAGUUCGCCGACUCCAAAGAUGACGUGGGUCUGGGUUUGGUGAAAGAGGGGCUAGUAAUGGUAGAUGUACGUAAAGAGAAACAUCUCCAGAAAAUGGUGACAGAGUAUCUGAAUAGCCAGGAAUCUGCCAAAAGUGCCAGGCUCAACAUUUGGCGUUACGGAGAUUUCCGUGAUGACGACGUGGAUGAAUUUGGAUACAGACGCUAAAUUGUCAAUCCAAAGACCUUGUGGAAGACCAGAUUAAUUUUCAGAAAACACAAUACACACAGAAUCAUGAAAAUUUAGCAACACAACAUCAGUAUGUUCUUAUUUUUUUCAAAUUUUUAACAGUUGCAUCUAUGCAGUGUUUAUUUUUUAUUAUUACUAUUGUAUUGUAUUACUCUGUGCAUAUCCUGUCUUCUGCCCAAGGACUUUGUUUCUUUUCAUUGUCUAUUUGUUUUAAGCGAGUCUGCUACGGAUAAAUUUGCCUGUAGCUGUUUCAUAUAGAACCAACUUAUUUACUUUAAUCUUAAAUUUUCACAUUAGCCAAUCAUCUUUUCCAUGUACAUUUUUAGCCAAUCACCAGCUUUCUAACCCCAUCGUAGCAAAUCUGUUCUGCCCAAUCAGAUUUCUAUGUUUGUGGGCUAGACUUUUAAAAAUAUGAGGGGGAUGCACAGAGCAACCAUGAACUCAACAGCUUGCUGAGAAAACACCCCCUGAAUCAUGAGAUAAGAUUCUAUAUUUCAAUAUAUAAAUGGAUAUUUUGAAGUUAGGUACAAAACUAAUCAAGUGAACUUACGGGGCGGGGCGUUUCUUAUUUAAUUUAUUUUUUUAUCUCUGAUGUGAUCUGAGUGUUCAGUGACUUUUGUGUAGGAAGUGUGUUUUCUCUGCUUCUGUGGCACAAGAAAAGCUGCCAGCACCUUUACAAGCAUCUCUCGGCCUCCCCUGUGAGGUUUACUCAACGGUCAUCAUUUCUUUUUUCCCCGUUUUUGCUCGCCAUUACAGAAACAGUAUUUGAAUUUGUUUCCUUCUGAGGUAGAUGCUGUCAUUGUAUUUAAAUCUGAUAAAUAAAAAUAAGCAAUGUG